This is a messenger RNA of Sclerotinia trifoliorum, 1030 nucleotides long. NCBI's taxonomy places the organism in Eukaryota, Fungi, Ascomycota, Leotiomycetes, Helotiales, Sclerotiniaceae. The record is from the annotation of a GenBank genome assembly.
AUGAAGUUGCAUUACAUUGGAGUUCGUUCGCAGAUCCAACUAUGACGAUGUUAUCAGGCUGACCGCUAUCAGAUAAUCAAGAACUCGGAGACGCCAUCACACGAGCUUUGUUGCGUGAAAGAGUUGAGCGCAUAUGGCCGAUUCACAAGGGCGAGGUUAGAUUAACUGUACGAUCUUUCUUGGAGGAGCUUGGCUAAUGGAAUUAAUGCACAGUUAUGGCGAAUUCAUGACGGUUUUCAGUAAGACAGUCGCUGAACGAACAAAGCCUGGCCAAAGGCAAGAUAUUGAACAAGAUAGUAAAUCGCACCUCUUCCCAAUCCAACAACACUUCGAAACUAACAAUUACAGGCAAUACAUUCCAUGCCUAUGGACGUACCGAAGGUGUCUGCGGCAUAAUAAUUUCAGACCACGAAUACCCAGCCCUUGUCGCCCAUCAACUUCUCUCCAAAGUCGUCGACGAAUUCUUAAACGCACACCCACGGUCAGAAUGGGCGAAUUCCAACCCGACCAUCACAUUCCCUGAAUUAAACGACUACAUUGUGAAAUAUCAAGACCCACAACAGGCAGAUAGUAUCAUGAAGAUCCAAAAGGAAUUGGAUGAAACGAAGAUUGUGUUGCACAAGACUAUUGAGAGUGUUUUAGAGAGAGGCGAGAAGAUUGAUACCUUGGUGGCAAAGAGUGAUGGCUUGAGUGCGCAGAGUAAAAUGUUUUAUAGUGAGUUUAUUAGAAUAAGAAUGAGAGUUGACAAGAGAGCAUUCACUAAUUUAAAAACAGCACAAGCAAAGAAGCAGAAUUCAUGCUGCGUGGCUAUGUAAAUGGAUAUAUUUGGUUGGCUAUGGCGUUCUCGUCCUUUUCUUUUUGAUAGCAUUCCCUCAGGCAACGUUUCGAUUGGAGAAUGUAAAUUGCAGUUCGAGGUUGGGAAUAUUGGUGUCAACGUGGCUUAAGGCAACGUCUUAAUACUUCAAUGGUACAAAUACAUAUCUUUGGCGGUUUCCAAUAUCUCUUCACGUUUCGUUGUUGAAUUAUAAAG